CAUUACAGUUUUUGUACUAACACAAUCCAGUAACACAAUCUUCACAGGUCGGUCCCUCAAAAUUUGUUUCCAAACAAAAAAAUUCACAGUAUUAUUAUUAUAUUUCAAAAAAUUUGACUAUGUGUAAAUCGUGUGAGGAACAACCAGUUCGAUGCUGCACAAUUUUCUACGCAGCUUUCUGCAUUACAAGCGGUCUCUUUAUGCUCUUGUUUUCGAUUCACAAUGUAGUACUUUUGAAAAGCUCCAUAACAGUUUUGGAUUUUUAUUUGCAUAUCCAUGGUGCUGAAAUGUCUCCAAAAACUUUCACCGUCAUUUACGCGAUGGAUUUGAUUUUCGGCAUUGUGCAUCUCAUCGCUGGAACUUUGCUAGCUUUUGGAAUCAGACUGAACUCAAAGGGGGUUUUCCUUGCUGGAAAAAUUUUAAGCUAUUUCUUUCCAAUAUAUAAUGUACUUUAUGUAUUUCCAUUAAUUGUACACAUUGCCGCCGUAGCAAAAUUAUGUAAAUAUAAAAAUGAAAACUUUAGUUAAUUUAAUUGGCAAUGCAAGCCAAAUGGAUCGGACGGGAUUAAAAUUGACUGUGCAGCAGAAGAAGAAAAUAAAAAUAUUAUUCAAUUUUGGAACAGAUUUAAGCUAUUGUUUACCAGUUAUGUUACCAGCAUAUUUAGUUGUAUGUGGUGAAAUUAUUCAGUAAGAAAAAGCUUUUCUUCGAAUUAAGCCUAAUUAUGAUAAUGGUUUGAAAUUCACUGUGCACGAUAAGGCGAAUAUUUAUUUUUAUAGAAUUUUGGAAGGAGUUAAACCAAAUGUUGUUUAUAUACGUGGUAAAAUUAUGCUGCAAAAAAGAAGGAAACGCGUAUCGAUAUGCACGGAGUGCACAAUAAAACCUUAUAAACAUUUUUAUUGGGUUUGGAACAGAUUUUGCUGGCGCUCAUUUGUUUACACCAUUUGUACUUUGUAAAAAUAGUCUGCAGUAUGUGGAAAACAUAAAAAAUUCGAAGUGACUACGGAUCGUAUGGACUAAAAUUUGCAAUGCAAUUCAAAAUUUGUAUUAUAGAGACAGCAUUACACACGCUCCAGCAAUCAAAUUUAAAA
Messenger RNA from Drosophila yakuba, 1088 nucleotides. RefSeq lists its product as uncharacterized. NCBI's taxonomy places the organism in Eukaryota, Metazoa, Arthropoda, Insecta, Diptera, Drosophilidae. Bases 120 to 527 code for a protein of 135 amino acids. The transcript has 6 exons. The record is from RefSeq and is a predicted model, not a curated record.